Messenger RNA from Aspergillus nidulans FGSC A4, 669 nucleotides. RefSeq names its product putative histone h1.3. The transcript is spliced from 3 exons. NCBI's taxonomy places the organism in Eukaryota, Fungi, Ascomycota, Eurotiomycetes, Eurotiales, Aspergillaceae. The record is from RefSeq and is a predicted model, not a curated record. Bases 1 to 669 code for a protein of 222 amino acids.
AUGGCGGCUGCUGGCAAAGGAAAAUCUGAGGGCCUUUUAGGUAUUACUCAAAGCGACGCCAGGAUUCUCCUUCUGGGCAUCCUCUCCGCAGACAACGCAGGGAAGAUUGAUUUCAAGAAACUCUCUGUUAUUGCUCCCUACAAAAACCCUGCCACCGCUUACAGCGCGUACCGUCAGGCAAGGAAGAGGUUUUAUGCUGCAAAUGGCACUGUAGAUCCCAGUUCAUCUGGGGCGCAGGCAACUCCGCCCAAGAAAGCCCCGGCGAAGAAAAAGGGCGCCGCUGCGGCUGUCGACAGUGAUUCUGCCAACGAAAAUGACGAUUCCCUUGUCGAAGGCGCAGAGCCUGUCUCUCCAUCUCCGACUCCCAAACCAAAGCGCCAGCGCAAGACCGCCCCCAAGCCGCAAGUUGUUAUCGAGAACGAAGCUGAAAUGGAUCAUGACUCUGACGAUUCCUCCCUCAAGCCUGAGCAGAAACAGCUCGAGGCAGACCUCACCAACGCCAUCAAAGCCGAGGGCCAAUACACCCCAAGACUUCAUCGCUGGAAAACCGAUGAAGAACAAAUCAUGACGGACAUCAACCUCGAUGCUGAAUUCGAGGAAAUGGAGCGCAACAAGCAGUUAUCUGAAGCCCGGCGUAGCAGUGCAAAGCUUGCUCCUUUGCCUGAAUAG